Somion occarium is the source of this 1723-nucleotide messenger RNA. NCBI's taxonomy places the organism in Eukaryota, Fungi, Basidiomycota, Agaricomycetes, Polyporales, Cerrenaceae. The record is from the annotation of a GenBank genome assembly.
GCACCCGGCUCGUGAGUCGUUUAUCUUUGCCCCCAAACGUCUGCAGACACGUCUGACACGUCCAACUCACCACCAACCACCAACCUCUCCUCGCCAUGGCCUCUCUCGCUCGGAUACGUCCUCGUCUUCCUCGUAAAUUGCCACUAGCUAUAGCCCGCGCGCUCAAUACGUCUGCAGACUCUACUCAACUCUCGGAGGACGCUUCACAUUCCGAACCCUUCUCUGUCAAGCUCCAUGAUGACUCUUUCCGUUCGUAUCGUACAGAGACGCCUGGCUUGGACGUGGAGGUGACGAAGGAUGGUCUGCUCAAAAUGUACAAGGGUAUGACGACUAUACGUCGCAUGGAGAUGGCAGCGGAUGCUUUGUACAAGCAAAAACUCAUUCGUGGUUUCUGCCAUUUGGCUAUUGGCCAGGAAGCCGUUUCUGUUGGUCUUGAAUCUGGUAUUACACCCGAGGACCGUGUCAUUACUGCCUACCGUUGCCACCCGUUCGCUGUCCUCCGAGGGGGUUCCAUUAAAGGUGUCAUCGCUGAGCUCCUCGGUCGAGUAGACGGCAUGUCGAAAGGAAAGGGUGGAUCUAUGCAUAUGUUCACCCCCUCUUUCUUCGGAGGAAAUGGUAUCGUCGGUGCUCAAGUUCCCGUUGGUGCCGGUAUUGCUUUCGCGCAAAAAUACAUGAACAAGCCAGUUGCGACAUAUGCUAUGUAUGGUGAUGGUGCAAGUAACCAGGGCCAGGUGUUCGAGGCGUUCAACAUGGCCAAGCUCUGGGACCUUCCUUGCGUUUUCGUGUGCGAGAACAACAAGUAUGGUAUGGGUACUUCGGCGGAGCGUAGCUCCUCAAACACCGAGUACUUCACUCGCGGUGACAAGAUCCCUGGUAUCCAGGCCAACGGUAUGGAUAUCAUCGCUGUUCAAAAGGCUGUCCGGUACACUCGUGAGUGGGUCACGAGCGGAAAGGGCCCUAUUAUUCUCGAAUUCGUAACCUACCGUUACGGUGGUCACUCGAUGUCCGACCCCGGAACCACUUACCGUACUCGUGAAGAGAUCCAGCGUAUGCGUUCUACGCAGGACCCUAUCCGUGGCUUGCAACGCUACAUUGAGGAGUGGGGUCUUGCGUCUGAGGGGGAGCUUAAGAAACUUGACAAGGAGGCUAAAGCUGAAGUCGAUAAAGCUGUCGAGGAGGCCAAGGCUUCACCCUUCCCCGAACCCAAGGAUCUCUGGAAGAACGUCUACUACGCUGGUACUGAGCCUGCCUACCUGCGUGGACGGGAGCGUGAGGAGGUGUGUUUCAGUGCUCUUCGUUGUUUGAUCCUCCCUGACAUUUCCUUGCAGAUUCACUACUACUGAGGCAGGAUACGAUACCCGAUGCUUUUAGGAUUUGUGCUUUGUUGUUUGCAGUGGUUUCGUUUAGUAGGCCUAACUUUAUUAUCGCAUAGACGUUUACUACUACGUUUCUACUAUACAUGUCGAUCUUGAUGCAACUAUGGUGUCUUCAGGAUAUAGUCCCAUACUGCAACAUGUUGAAGACUAGCUCGAGAUAUGUAGUGUCCAUUAUGUCAAAUGAGAUUACAGGUAGCGGAAUAGGUUGCAGGGAAGUUAUGCGAGAGGUCCCGAACGUGUUCUGAUGUGAACUAUUUGUCCAUCAUCGGUAAUGACUUUGAAUCGUACUACAAGCAAGUUUAGGACGUAUAUCGGUGGGUAAAGAGCAAUAGACGUACAGAUUGUAA